AACUAAAGCAUUCCUCCCCCAAAUGGCAGCCGUCCUCUGCUCUGCGCCCUGCUCCUAUUCUCACCGUCAAAAACCCUCCCUUCCUCUUACGGUCUUAUCCACCUUCCUACCUUUACCAUCAAUCUGUAUCUGGGCUUAACCCCAUGUUAAAUCUCAAAUCCUAACGCAAAAACUUCGCAUCUGGUUCACGCUCCCUUCCUCCUUCAAAACCCCAUCUCCUCUUCAUCCCAAAGUUCAAAAUUUUAAAUUCUAACUAGGAGUUUUCCUGAUUGCCUUCCCCCAAACUGCCACCGAACUUCCUCUCUGCACACAAACUUCUGAGAAAAUUUUAUUUUGUUCUCAGAUGUCAUGGAAAGUAGAUUUGCGAUCUGAGCAGAAGAAGCUAUUCAAGAUGCAGAGUCAUCAUAAUUUGUUUGGUUCAUACCAGCAAUCUUCCCCUUUACGGAAGAAGUCAUCGGCUCAUAUACAAGAUAAAACUUCCCAUUAUCUCCAUUUUCCAGCUGAUCUACUCUUCCCAUUUUGACAAGUCUGAUAAUGUUGGCAUGAUGGUACUUGUUGAGCUUCAUCAGAUAGGUUGUUUCUGCCUGUAAAAUAGUAUGUAUCACAGCAGUUAAUGCUAACAAUUUUCAAAUCCUAACAAUCCUACAAGUUCUAUAAAAUACUGAGAUCUCUUUUGGUGCCUACCAGCCACUGUUUUUCAUGUAUACCCUGAUUGUCCUUUUCCAUCAUUUUGGCUGCAAAAUCUUGACCGUCCAUUUGGAUGCAACGGACAUUUCCUGUCCCUGCCACACCCUCCCCCCCAAGCUGGGUGCCUUGUGCAAACAGGUUCGAAAAGUCACUCCAUUCCAUCUGGUACUCUUUUUUUGAGGCCUCAAGCUCCUCUGCGUUCCUCACAGCUUCUGCCUUUGCUUUGUCAUUUUGACUGUCAGAAAAGAAGUUAACUAUUGUGGAAAUUGUUUAAUAAACAAUCAGAAUUUCACGCCGGUGAUACUGCCAAACAAUUAAUUGGGCAUACUCACACUCCGACGACCACAUUGCAGAAAAAGCAAUAAAUGAUAAGCCAAAAUAGCAAUUAAUUGAUGCAUUUUCCAUUCGCAACAGACACUCCGGCGAGUACUUAAUGAUGAUUACUAGCAUAAUUUAUUGAAAUAGAUAAACCAAAAUAGCAAUU
Messenger RNA from Rubroshorea leprosula, 1171 nucleotides. Lineage: Eukaryota; Viridiplantae; Streptophyta; Magnoliopsida; Malvales; Dipterocarpaceae. The record is from the annotation of a GenBank genome assembly.